AAAUUCAUUAAAAAAUAAAUAAAAAAAACAAAACAUAUCUAAAAAUCUCUCAACGGUAUCUGUGACACCACUUUUGGGGAGACAAAAAGAGAGAACAGGAUUUAGUUUGGUUAUUUUAUUUUUGGUUUUGCAGGUGAAAUGGAGAGCAAAGAGGAAGUUAUUUCUGUUGAGCUACCAGCACCUCCUGCUUGGAAGAAAAUGUACUUGCCGAAGAAAGGGGGUACCCCGAGGAAAAGUGAGAUCAUGUUUAUUGCUCCUACUGGGGAGGAGAUUAUUAACAGAAAACAACUGGAGCAGUACCUAAAAUCUCAUCCUGGUAGUCCUAAAAUCUCAGAGUUUGAUUGGGGCACUGGUGAGACCCCAAGGAGAUCCGCAAGGAUAAGUGAGAAGGCCAAGGCAACUCCAACUCCAGAAAAGGAGCCUCCAAAGAAGCGAGGCCGAAAAUCAUUGUCGGGGUCAAAGAAGGAUAACAAAGAAGCUGAAGCUACUCCAGAGAAAACUGAGGGGGAGAAAGAUGUUGAAAUGCAGGAUGCAGAAGUUACUGAGAAAGAUGAGAAAACACAAGAAUUGGACAAGACUGUAAACAAAGAUGUCAAUUUGGAGAAAACUGGUGCAGAGAAUGAAAAACCUGUCGAGGAAUCCAAGGAGAACAAAGAAAAAGGAGUUCCUGAUGCUAAAAUAAUUGAAAGUGCAAUAGAAGUGCAGAAGCCAGAAACUGAAGAGACAGCUACUGAAGUAACUUCAAAUGAAAAAGAGAAGGUUGAAGACUCUCUGGAAAAUGAUCCUCGGAGUGAGAAAGGGACUGGUGCUAGUGAUGACAACAAAGUGGACAACCCUGAUGCUAUGACCACGGAUGCAAAUGGGGGAGUGAAGAAAGAGCAAGCCAACAGAUCAGCACCUGCAACCCAUGUUGAGAACAAAGAUAAGCAAGACGAGCCAAAGAAUGAAGAGAAUUCUACUGUGCAGGUUGAUGAGAAAGGCAAAGAAAUCGAUGCAGAGGUUAUUGAAAUUGGGAAAGUUGAGCAAAUGGGGCGAACUGAAGCCCCACAACAGCCAGCUCCAGUGAGCUGUUAACUUUGCUGUACUAUUUAUCCAUGAACUUUAGCCCAUAUAAUACUCCUAUAUCUUGUCAUUUUUCCUGUAACUUUUUGAGACGUAUUGGAUGACUGUAACAUUCAACUUGUUGAUGGUGUUUGUAGAUUUAAUUGUGCAGGAAGAAAUCAAUCUGUAUCCUUAGAUCAGGAGGUAGAUGAUGCAGCCACCUAAUGUUGUAUUGUGCAGGAACCUAGUUUCUAGACUUGUAAACUCUAUUUAUCCUAUGGUUAGUAACUGAAUUUAAAUGCU
Molecule: messenger RNA, 1344 nt
Organism: Mangifera indica (mango)
Lineage: Eukaryota; Viridiplantae; Streptophyta; Magnoliopsida; Sapindales; Anacardiaceae
Product: methyl-CpG-binding domain-containing protein 11-like
Exons: 2
Coding region: 139-1074 (311 amino acids)
Molecular function (GO): DNA binding
Source: RefSeq, a predicted model, not a curated record